Messenger RNA from Trichobilharzia regenti, 794 nucleotides. Lineage: Eukaryota; Metazoa; Platyhelminthes; Trematoda; Strigeidida; Schistosomatidae. The record is from the annotation of a GenBank genome assembly.
GUUAGAUGUGAGAGUGGAAGUCAACAGAGUGCAGUAUUGUAGGAAACAUGCAACAGUGUGUCGUUUUACUCAACCUACUCGCUGUCCUGAGCAUCCACAUGUGUGAUGCAAAAGGUGACCAAGGCGACUGCAUCCCCGUUGGGAAAUAUUGUGCUGCAAGCUUGACGAAGACGUGUUGUCCACCAAACGAGUGUCAAAUGACGGCUCCCAGGUCUGGGACGUGUGUGAAGUCAUGUUAUCAAUUGAAAGCACAAUGUCAGAAGAAUGAAGAAUGUUGCAGCAAGCUGUGUAUAGACGGGAAGUGUGGAGAUGCAAGUGAGUGCAUCGCCCUCGGACAAUCUUGUACUGCAAGUAUGGAGAAGAAGUUUUGUCCACCAUAUGAAUGCCAGAUGAGCACUCUUAGAUCUGGAACAUGCGUCCAUAAUUGUCUCAAGAUGAGUUCACCGUGUAAGACGAAUGAAGAGUGUUGCAGCAACAGAUGUUUCUAUGGUAAAUGUCUGGACAAGAAAACAUUCGGAGAGAAGUGAUGUUUGCAUUCCUAAGGUGUCUGGAUGAUUUCUUAUCUUUCGAAUACCUUGUAAACAUGUGUGUUACUCGAGACGAAGUUGGUCGGCUGAUAUUCUCAUAUCAUCUCAGUUGAUUGAUUCGUCUUCGAAUUCUCCUCACUUGUUUUCUCUCUCUCUCUCACUCUUUUUCUACCCCAUCUGUUUCAUUAAUUCCUUUUGUUGUUAUCAAAUUGUGAAGACUGUGUAUCUGUGUGAUGUAAUUUUUGAAAUAAUAUUUGUAUUCACCUA